AUGUCCAUGGCUGUGGAAACUUUCGGCUUCUUCAUGGCAGCCCUGGGGCUGCUGAUGCUGGGGGUGACCCUGCCAAACAGCUACUGGCGAGUCUCCACCGUGCACGGAAGCGUCAUCACCACCAACACCAUCUUCGAGAACCUUUGGUAUAGCUGUGCUACAGACUCCCUGGGAGUCUCCAACUGCUGGGAGUUCCCGUCAAUGCUGGCCCUCUCUGGGUAUAUCCAGGCCUGCCGGGCACUCAUGAUCACCGCGAUCCUACUGGGCUUCCUUGGCCUCUUUCUGAGCAUAAUGGGGCUGCGCUGCACAACCAUUGGGAGCAUGGUGCUCUCCAGGAAAGCCAAGCUGGCAGCCAUCGCAGGGGCCCUACACAUGCUGGCUGGUGUCUGCGGGAUGGUGGCCAUCUCCUGGUAUGCCUUCAACAUCACCCGGGAGUUCUUCGACCCCCUGUAUCCUGGAACAAAAUACGAGCUGGGCCCCGCCCUCUACCUGGGCUGGAGUGCCUCUCUGCUUUCCAUCCUGGGUGGCAUCUGCCUCUGCUCUACCUGCUGUUGCAGCCCAGACGAGGACCCGGCUGCCAGCGCCCACCUUCCCUACAAGGCCUCCGGGUCCGUGGUGCCCUUUGCCGCCUCAAAGGAAGAAGGUGACAGCAGCUUUGGCAAAUACGGCAAAAACGCUUAUGUGUAGGCGCUGUGGCAGUUGAACCCCGUUUUCCUUCCCAUUGCCCCAGCGCGAAGGGGUCUCGGCGGUGUCCAGCCCACCCAAUGGCAGCCUCAGGGUAAGGCCACACCCAGGCCCCUAAUCCAGGCCCGUCUCUGGCUGGAGCCACGCCCCCCUUGCCUCACACUCCGGGGGCCUUCCAGGCCAAGAACUCCUCCUGUGUCCCUUUGGCGGAAUCCCUCUCAUCAGUCUUCGGAACCUGGGAUCUGGGCUGUGAAGGGGUCAGCGGUGACUCUGAGCGUGUGUAUUCUACAUGCAUAAAUAAAGG
Messenger RNA from Otolemur garnettii (small-eared galago), 988 nucleotides. RefSeq names its product claudin 15 (gene CLDN15). Gene Ontology annotation, molecular function: structural molecule activity. Gene Ontology annotation, cellular component: plasma membrane; bicellular tight junction. The transcript has 5 exons. Bases 1 to 687 code for a protein of 228 amino acids. The record is from RefSeq and is a predicted model, not a curated record. Lineage: Eukaryota; Metazoa; Chordata; Mammalia; Primates; Galagidae. Gene Ontology annotation, biological process: bicellular tight junction assembly; cell adhesion.